UUUGGUGAUAUCCAGCCUUGUCCACUCUUGUAUGUGUCAAAAUGUCCUUAUUUGUUCAGUCACAGCAGCAACCAGAUAAACCCUGUUUUUGUUGUCUUCCGUAGUAUAGAGGUUGCUCUUGAUUUAUGAUAACGCCUGUUGCAUUUGCACUGCAUGGGUGGUUAUUCAGACUGCAAUUCUUGAACAUUUUAUCUUCUAUUGGUUAUUCUCCUCCCACUGUCCAUUUCAGUUUGAAAACAUACUGGUGAUUCUCCAGGUUAUGGGACAUGAGAAGUGGCAAAAUCGUCCAGACACUUGGGACCAAGUUACCUGUAACAAGUGCUGAAGUCAGUGAGGAUGGCCGAUAUAUAACUACUGCUGAUGGGUCCACUGUUAGGUUUUGGGAUGCAAAUCAUUUUGGUUUGGUGAAGAGCCACAGCAUGCCCUGCAAUAUAGAAUCGGCUUCACUGGAACCAAAGCAUGGUAAUAAGUUCAUUGCUGGAGGAGAAGACAUGUGGGUUCAUGUUUUCGAUUUCACUACAGGAGAAGAGAUUGGAUGCAACAAGGGUCACCAUGGUCCAGUCCAUUGCUUGCGAUUUUCUCCAGGAGGUGAAUCUUAUGCCUCAGGAUCUGAAGAUGGAACCAUCAGAAUAUGGCAGACGCCUUUGAAUCAUAAUGAGCAUGAUACAUCUCCUGCAAAUGGACCAACUGAUAAUGUGAAGGUUGCAGCUGAUGUGGUCACACAAAAGAUUGAGGGCUUUCAUCUAGCCAAAGAAGGCAAGGCAGGCGACAAGGAAAAGGCAGCAGAUGUUUGACUAGGGAUAUUGUGCGUUUUUUCUUGGCCUGUUUAUGGAGUUGUAAGAAUGUGUGUCUUCAAUGGAAUUAUCCUUCUUUGAAAUGGAAACAACUUCUAAAGAUGCACUUCUCUUUUGUUUUCGCAUUUCUUCUCUUUGCUGCUUACAAAGCAGCAGAACCUAUUUCAGUGUUGGAAAAUGCUAU
Molecule: messenger RNA, 978 nt
Organism: Ilex paraguariensis (yerba mate)
Lineage: Eukaryota; Viridiplantae; Streptophyta; Magnoliopsida; Aquifoliales; Aquifoliaceae
Source: the annotation of a GenBank genome assembly